Molecule: messenger RNA, 750 nt
Organism: Rhododendron vialii
Lineage: Eukaryota; Viridiplantae; Streptophyta; Magnoliopsida; Ericales; Ericaceae
Product: zinc finger BED domain-containing protein RICESLEEPER 2-like
Exons: 2
Coding region: 1-750 (249 amino acids)
Molecular function (GO): DNA binding
Source: RefSeq, a predicted model, not a curated record
AUGGGAGUAAUUAUGUCUGAAUCACCUGUCGGAUUAAGUGCUCAGUCAACAAAUCCGAUUGAUAGUUCUGGUCCUUCUAGACCAUCACAACGAACUAGUAGCCCCUUACAAUCACCAUCCCCUCUCGACAACCAUACAAGUGGAAAUGAGAGUGACAAAGUCGAAAUACUAUUAGAUAAAGUUUCUGAUGGCAAUGACGAUGAUGAUGGAAAAAGGUUAAGAAGUCUUUAUUGGGCUCAUUAUAAUGUGGUGAAAAUUCAAGGGGUUUACAAGGCCAUUUGCAAGUAUUGUGCAGUUAAAAUUUGUGGAGAAACAAAGAAUGAAACUUCGCAUUUAUCACAACACUAUAUUCGGAAACACCAAAAGAAGGAUACUAUGAGGCUGCAAGUUCUAACCAACAAUUUCAUUGCCAAAGACCGUCCUCCUCUACUAACUUCAUAUAACUUUGAUCAUGGUACGACACAGACAGAACUUGCAAAUGCUAUAAUCAUGCAUGAGCAUUCUCUUUCAAUUGUGGACCAUGUUGGAUUUAAGAGGUAUUCAAAUGCACUUCAAUCUUUAUUUAAGGUGCUGUGUAGAAACACAAUGAAGGCUGAAAUAUUCAAGAUUUAUGAGUGCCAGAGGGGGAAGACAAUGAGUAUGGUGGUGAGUAAUGCAAGUACAUUGGCUAUCACAACGGAUAUGUGGACUUCGAAUAAUCAAAAGAAAGGCUUCAUGGCUGUCACAUCACACUUUAUUGACGAUUCUUGA